This is a messenger RNA of Clonostachys byssicola, 225 nucleotides long. NCBI's taxonomy places the organism in Eukaryota, Fungi, Ascomycota, Sordariomycetes, Hypocreales, Bionectriaceae. The record is from the annotation of a GenBank genome assembly.
GGUGCGAAUCUCCGUGGAAAGGCGCUCCUGAACCCGGAAGCUGAAUUACCCCCUCUCGUCGAUGCAAAGACUGGAGAUACAAUUGAGUCCUUCCCCAAGGAUCUCGAGGCAUUUUAUCAGCUGAAUGUCUCAGAAAUGCUUUAUAUCCUUCGUGCUCUCGAUUUAAGAGCAGAGAAAGUCGGUGUUAUUACAGCCCAAGAGACUCUGAGGAAUAUAUUUAUAUAA